Mizuhopecten yessoensis (Yesso scallop) is the source of this 7891-nucleotide messenger RNA. Its product is annotated as eukaryotic translation initiation factor 2-alpha kinase 3-like. The coding region runs from base 158 to 3406 and encodes 1082 amino acids. Lineage: Eukaryota; Metazoa; Mollusca; Bivalvia; Pectinida; Pectinidae. Gene Ontology annotation, biological process: protein phosphorylation. Gene Ontology annotation, molecular function: protein kinase activity; protein binding; ATP binding. The record is from RefSeq and is a predicted model, not a curated record. The transcript has 18 exons.
UUUCACUUCCGGUGGUUCGUCCAAUCAAAAGCUAUCUUUGCUAUCGUUCCACAACUUUACGAAGUUAGUAAACACUGGCCACGAAUUGUAGUUGUUUUGGAUAGGAGUGUACGUCAGUCUUGGCACCAUCAAUGUUCUAUUGUAUCGGGGUACCUAGAUGGGUAGAAGGAGAAAUAAGAGAUUGACUACUUUGUUGGCAUGGUUUGUCACGUCUGUUGGAGCACUUUGUUACACAUUCAGUUGCAUAGGCGCAACAGACACCGACCCCAUUAUUGUGGACGGAUUUGCAGAUAACAACAAUGCAUUUGCCACCAAUAAUUACCAGGAGCCUGUGUCUGACUCAUCCGCACAGACAGCAGCUUGUCCGUCCAAACCACGCAAGGAAAGUCACCUGAUGAUUGUGAGCACACUAGAUGGGCAGGUCUCUGCUAUUGACAUCAGCAACAAGGGCAAGCUUGUGUGGAGUAUUACUGCUGAUUCCAGUCCCCUCCUUUCCUCAAGUAUCAGCAAGCUAGAGAUACAACGUAAUGGAAUGCCGACGCGUCUGAUCCCAUCAUUGGACGGAGGACUGUACCAGUAUGACGGUGAGAGUAUUGAGGCCAUCCCUAUGACUGUGGAGACACUCCUCAGCUCCUCCCACAAACUCAGUGACAAGGUGAUGAUGGUUGGUUCUAAAGACAUCAGAAAUUAUGGAGUCAAUCCUGCAAAUGGACAGAUGAAUUAUGUUUGUUCCGCGGAAGGUUGCCAAUUUAGUGCGGAGUCCGAUGUGACAGAGCUGGAUGACAUUUUGGUGAUAACACGAAACACACAGACUGUCCGUGCAGUAGACAGCAGGACGGGAGGCGAAAAGUGGAACUUCAGUGUUGGCCAACAUGAACUCCAGUUCCUGGGCGGUAAAAGCAUGCCACCAUCUAAGACUGUGGAGGAUAAGGUUGAGGACGAUGAUAUCUCCAUCUUGACGUGUGGUCCAGAUGAUGAAGAAGAUAAUGAUUUCAAUAUCCAGGACAGCCUGCGGAUUGUGGUUCCAGAGGGUGUGAUAGUGGGUAUGGACCCCAGUGAUUCUGACUCGGUUGAAUGGCAGCACAAGUUCACCAGUCCUGUAGUUGGUGCCUGGUUCCUACAUAAGAAGGAGUUGAUGCCGGUGAAUGUGUUUGACAAACGACUUGUACCUGCACUGGGCAGCUUUCAGCCCCCCGGAGAACAACUGCCUCAGGAACCCCUGUUAUAUGUAGGUCUCCAUCAUAACCAGCUGUAUGUUCAGCCCUCAUCAACAAUGAGAAAACACGUGUCACAGGCAAUGACUAAAGGCGAUGUCAGUCGUGUGGAUAUCCCAAGGGUGACGUGGAAACCUUACAUUAACUCCGCCCCAUCACGAACCCCUUGGUUGAAUUACAAAGGUAAUAAUGAUGUGCCUCUCAUUGACCACUGUGACCAGAACCUACCAGAGAUGGCUGACGAACAUGAGAAGGGUCUCUCGGUUUGGCAUGAAAACUACCCUUUUGACAAUGGCUAUUACCUGUACCCAGAAUAUGAAUUUGUGGUUCCUAAUUCUUCCUGUCCAAGAUCCAACUCCACCUCUAACAAGGUGUCCUCCACUCUGAUAGAGGAUGUUAUGAGUGCCUCACUGUGGAGCUACUGGAGACAAGUGAUCAGCAUUAGUGUUGUCACCUCCAUCCUCGUCAACAUCAUCUUACACAAGCUAGGACGGAGGAGAAACAUACCACUGCUUCCUCAAAUGUCUGAUAGUGGGGAUGGAACAGCAGUGUCCAUAGAACAGGACACGACAGCGCUUCAGAAGAAAACAGAGGAUUAUGUGUCGAGAUACCGACAGGACUUUGAGCAGAUACAGGUUUUGGGUACAGGAGGCUAUGGGGUAGUGUUUGAGGCUCGCAACAAGAUGGACACCUGCAGUUAUGCUGUUAAGAGGAUUGAACUCAAAAGCAGUGCCAAGGAGAAGGUGAUGAGGGAGGUGAGAGCUCUAGCUAAACUCGAACACACAGGAAUUGUACGAUUCUUUCAUGCCUGGGAGGAGUCGCCUCCCCCUGGCUGGCAGGAGGACAUGGAUCAUCAAUGGGAAGACAGUGAAUGUGUGACCAUGCCAACACCAUGUAACUCUAUACAGACUGAGUCACACGCCUUAAACAUACCAGAUUCUCCAGUAUUUAACCUUCAGAAUCCAUUUGGAGGUCAAUCCAAGGACUUUGAUUAUAACCUCCCAAGGAACAGAGCAGGUGGAGGUAGUGCGGAAUUCUCUGUUGACCAAUCAAGGAUGACAUCAGAUUCAGAACCGAGCAGUGAGCCAUUCCUUAAUUUCAAAGAUGAUAUAGACAAUGAUGAUUCAUUUGAUGUAAAAUUUAAAUUAGAGGACAGUGAAGACAGUGGGAGCUGUUCAAAGUCUCUUCCAUUUACCAAAUAUCACAAAGACUACUGGAGAUCUUCAGACAACCAGUCCUUCAGCGUGCAGUUUGAGGACUCCGGUUGUGCUGAGAAUGAAAAAAGUUCUAAGAGUGAUUCAAGUGGGGGUAUCGUGUUUACUGGAGAACACAGUGAUCACAAUUCAAAUAACUUCAGGCUGAACAUGCCUUCUAUUGGUUCAGGUCGACAGUCACCAUCUGCUUCUACAACAGAUAUACAGCCAUCAAAAGCCAAUAACAUGUCAGAAAAAAACUCACAAAGUAAAACCAAACAAUCAAAGGCACCUUCACAAAAAUUGUACCUGUUUAUUCAGAUGCAACUGUGCCAAAGGGAAACCUUGAAGGAAUGGUUAAGUGAUAGUAACAAACCCAGGAACAAACAGGAUAUGUUAAACAUAUUUGGACAAAUCGUAUGUGCUAUUGAGUAUGUCCAUGACUGUGGUUUGAUGCAUAGAGAUCUGAAGCCAUCCAACAUAUUUUUUUCGGCGGAUAACAUAAUAAAGAUAGGAGACUUUGGUUUGGUCACUGCCCUCUCAGAGGAGGAAAUAUUAGGGGCGGAAAAUCCGGGGAACAUGACCUUCAAGCAUACAACAGAGGUUGGCACCAAACUCUACAUGGGGCCAGAAUUGGUGUGUGGGAAGAGCUAUAAUAAAAAGGUGGACAUUUUCUCCAUGGGUAUGAUCUUGUUUGAACUGCUGUGUCCGUUCAGUACACAGAUGGAGAGAGUUCGUACCAUGACAGCUGCCAAAAUUGGACAACUCCCGAAAGAGUUUGAAAUGAACUACCCUGAACAGAGCCCGUACAUUAAGUGGUUACUAUGUGAAGACCCCGGUGGUAGACCUACAGCCACAGAGAUACUGGAAAGCCCCAUGAUGGCGAGCUUCUGUCAUAAUCCUCCUCCGUCUCGGCCACGGCCACGGCUCCGAACCAUCUCUAACGACAGCAGUGGUAGUGCAGGGACCAUGGGACAUGUCAGGAACCUGUCCCUGUAAACAAAACAUAUCCUCAAUGACAUAUCUAACUUAUUCAAUUUAAAGCAUUCCCCCUGGUGACACAUUUGAACUCUUCCAAUUCAAAGGUUGGAAUAGUUCAUCAUAACAAUUCAGGGAUGAAUGAGUUAAUGUCGGGGUAAAUAUUCAGAAAAGUCUUGUUCAGUUUGAGGCAUUCCUUAAAGUCUGAUAUAGUUUUCUGUGUGAAAACAUCUGAUUAGGUACUUUAUCAGAUGUUGUGUAAACUGAAGAAAGAAAGAUAAUGAUUUAUGACAUUUUCCCAAUUUUUUUUUCUUCUCAAUUUUUAAAUGAUAUGGAAUUGUACUAACAGACAAGUUUUUCAAUAAAAAAAAUAAAAAAAUACUUAUGAACCUGAUUGCAUGAUAAGUCUGUCUAUAUCAAUAUGAGGGCCAUACAGUUUUGGUUAGAUUGGGGAACAGAAAUGAUUCAUUCUAUGAAAACACAUUUCUAUGAUUGUAACUUAUGAAUUACGAGUCUGGACUUAGUAUGUAAGGGAGCUAACCCUAGAUACAAAGUGAAACCUGUCUGUAACUUCUGAAUGUUAUACUGGGUUGUUCUUCAGUUUAGAUGUUGAAUACAUAUUUCCUUGUUAGCAUUCACGUCAGAUAAGUUAUGUAUAGGGUUUAUAACCUUAAAGAGCUUUUUAUUCAUGAUUAGAUAAAAACCUACGAAAUCUUGAUUUAAAAAUUGUGAAUUGUAGCAUAUUUAAUCACAGAGAAUCUCUGAAUGUGUUCGUUUUUUGGAUAAAAACAUGAACUAUUGACAGCACAAAUAUGAAGCACCAUAUUGACAGCACUAAUAUGAAGCACCAUAAAGAUUUUACUGAUGUCACCAUAAAUGAACUAACAGCAUUGAUUAGGAUCAGGAAUUUUAUAGAAACCUGUUCAUCCUAAAUAUUCUUGAAAUUAUUCAAGCAAUUUUCGUGCUAAAACCACUGCAUUCCAGCAUAUGUAAGGAAGAAUUAGCAAUAAAACAUGAUACAUUAAAAAUUGUCACUAAUGGUUCGGGGAAAAUAAAUGCUUGUUAACAUUAAUACAGGUUAAAGUAGUACCAUUGCUAAUAUGUAACAAAACAUAAAUUAUACAUAUCUGUCACUUUGUGAUACCUUUGUUUGUUUAAUGCUGCUGAGUUGACGUGCUUAUAGUUAAAGAUCAAAUAAGUUAUGCCUGUAUAAAGAUAUAGUACAUAAUUUGUAGAAAAGGGGGGGGGGGGGGGGGGGGGGGGGUAGAGAAAAAAAAUGUAUGGCCAGAUCAAAACAAUAUUUGUCACUGGUGCCCUUUAUUAGAACUGAUGAAAGUCCUCAAUUUGAAUUCACAAAGCAUUAUUUUAUCUUUUUAGCAGUGGAACGUCAUUACUCGGGGCAGUCUAGUUAGAAUAAAUGAAGGUAUUACAGUUCCCAGAUAAAGUAAUUGUAUGGUAAGUGAGUAGACCAACCACUGGUUGUUAAGGAGCUUCCACAAUACAGUUACCACUGGUUGUUAACCCUUUCACCACUGUAAACCAUAAUUGACUCAUCCAGAUGAAUGUAUGAUAGAGUCUACUAAGGUUACCUAGGGGUGAAAGGGUUAAGGAGCUUCCACAAUACAUCAACCACUGGUUGUUAAUGAGCUUCCACAAUACAUCAACCACUCAGUGUUAAGGAGCUUCCACAAUACAGUAACCACUGGUUACCAUAGUAACAGAACAAAAUGCAGCUUUAUACAUUUUAUGGGGAUUUAUUAUGUAUGUUGUUUUGAGAUUUUAAUCAUGUUCCAUUCAAGUUCAAUUCAUGUUCCAUGGUCAUCAGUUUAUCUAUUUUUAGUGUUUUAUAUUUUGUCAGUCACCGUGAAUUCUUAUUCUAAUGUGUUCUUUUGUAACAUAUCUACUAAACAUAUUAAGGUAUAUGCUUACUAUACUAUUCAUUACAUAUUUAUAAGCAAAUAUUACCAGAUGAUAACAAGGAAAAGGUAGAAUUGGUUUGAGUAGCCCAUUCAAAGUGGUAUGCAGCCAAUUGUCUGGCGUGAUGUUCUAAUAUGGCUCCAAAGGUAACCCUAUUAAUUCCAACUUUUUUUGUUAGGUUGCAAAUUAAUGGUUUUAUCAUUGAAUUUCAAACAUAUUUCUCUUGUAUGGCAGAAUAUACUGAUAUUUAUUACUCGUGCUCCACACUCAUGAUAAAUAUCAGUAUUCUACCAUACUCUUGGAAGAUGUUUGGUGUUUUAGAGGAAACCAUUAUUUAUCCUCUAUAUGCCAAGGAAAGCUUUAAAAUAAGAAUGAUUUUACAGCAUUAGAUUGAUUAUAUAUUAUAUCAUUCAUGGUCCCCACAUGCCACCAUUAAUUGUUUUCUUUGGCCAACUAUACAAAAUAUCAGCAAAACAUUUGAGACACAAGUACACUGUAAUACUGCUGAUUGUGAAAUUUCACUUAAAUGAUGGGAUCUAGUUACAUGCUACAUACAUGCUACAUGAAAAGAGCACAUAUAUUCACAAGCAAGUCAUAAUAAAAUAUUAUUGGACCAAUACCAUCAAUUCUCAGGUUAAGUAAACAUUCCAUAAGGUUUAUAAUUAUGACCUCUAUCUCUGAACAAACUUGAGCUGAUAUUGUUGUAAGCCUUUAUUUAUCUAGCAUGUUUAAGUACUGAUAUGUUUGUUGCACAUAAUGCUGUUGUAAUUUGUUUCAUCUUUUCUCCACAGUAUUUUUCAUUUUCACUUUCCACAUCCAUUGUGAUUUAAAUUUUUACUAUCCGGUCGACCUUUAUUUUAAGUUACGUCAUGAUAUCUGUUACACAUUGUAAGCAAUAACUCGGUUUUUGUUUCAUUAAAGUAAGGUCUCUAUUAGUUGUAGACACCAUGGUUAUAAGGGAAGACUGGUUCAUUAUUCCACAGUAACCUAUGUACAUAUGAAGUCAUGAGCUCUCUGGUCGUUUAGUACAUAGUCCUCCCCCACAUUUGCUAAAACAAUCUAUGACAUUUAAUGUAGAAUUAGUUGUGUGACGGUAUUUUUUAUAGAUUUUCAAUUUGUUACAAUACAUCAUGUACAUUUACAAUUUAGCGUAAAAAUGGCAAGGUCAACAUUUAUUUUAAUAACUAAUGAACGUUUUUCUAGAUAUGUAGUUGGUGCACCCUAAACUUGAAACUUUCUUUCAUUGCAGAAUAACUGAAAUUACAUGAGUUUUAAGGGUACAUAUUUUGGAUCCAUUUGUGAAACACUGCUUACCUUAAUAUUUCUAGUAAGAAAAGACAAGUGUUUAAUGCUUCAGUGCAUUGUAGUAUUAUUUCUUAACAUUAGCUUAACUAGGUUUAGUUUGACACAAGCUUAACAAAUAAUCUCUAGGUUUUUUGAAAUUAAUCCUUAACUCUUCAGAUCAGAAAAGGGUAAAAAGACAACAUUAUAUAGUUGUGUUUGGACUCAAAAGACAUGAAAUAUUUGCUGAUUAUGAAAGGUUGAAUUAAUAUUUCUUAAUUCAGGUCACACACUUCUUAACAGUUAGGCUGUCGAAUACAUUCGUAUCAUGGACAGUGAGAUUAUACAUGUAUAUGUAUGUAUGAGUUAAUAUUAUUGUAUGGAAAGUGAUUAGUGUCUGCUUUGUAAAUAAUGGGUGUAUAAAGUGACAAUUGUAUGACUGAUGUGUGAGAUAUGAGCAUGGAGAGAGGGGUGUGUAUAUAUUGGAUAAAUGUGUCAGAUGUUUAUACAUGUAUGUGUGAGGUGAGAUUAUCAUGAGUGUACUUGCAUUAUGUAUAGGGUGUUUUACUGCCAGUGUUUUAAUGCGAGAUAUAUGUGGAGAGUUAUUCCCCUUGGUGUUUUAUGGCAUUUAAAUGUGUGAGAUACAUAUAUGUGAUGAAAGUAAUGUAUGUUUAUGAUAUAUUUCUACCUGUUUCCUAUUAUUCUCUGUAGGUUGGUAGGAAUGGAUUGUAUACAGGUUUAAUGUGUAAAAUAUUUAGUAAUCACUAAAUUUCGUGAGAUACUUAUUUUUUUAAUCGUUCAUGACGACUGUUGAUCUCAAAAUAUGUUUGUAUAUAUACAUUUGUACUCAAUAUUUGUUCAGAAUAACUUUAAUUAGAGGGCUGUAGUUAUUGUUUGCAAGUAUCUAAUUCUAAACUUCAAAAAUAAUGAUAGAUCGAAGAGAAUGAUCACGAAAAUAAGUAUACACAAAAUUUAGUUGGUUUACAGGAAGUUAAUUUCUCAUAUGGUACCGGUUAAUUUGAUUUUAUGAACACAUCUUUAUUAACUUGUUAAUCUCUAUUUAUUACACAAGGAUGCAUUUUGCACAUUUCCUUUAAAAAAAACCUGAAAUUGAUGGAAACAUCAAGUGUUGAGACUUCACUGUGUUUAGAUAUUCCUAGUGAUAAAAGGUUGAUUGUAACAAAUGACAAUCUUAAUGUCGUGGAAAUGAGUGUGCUGGUUGUGAAAUCAAUUCUUAUGAUGUUCUACUGUUAUUUCAGAUUGUAUAAAUGAAAUAAAACUUGCAUUAAAUGCAAUGAUUGAACAAAA